AUGCGGUCCCGCGCCGAAAACUCAGACGAAGACACCGUCGUCGACGACGCCGGCUCUCCAAGAUCGUCCACAGACUCAUCAACAGAGUCGACCCCCCUCUUCGCAACCUCUUCCUCAACACCACCCAACAAGAGACCAGCAACAGGCCGCAGCAGAACAGACUCCCUCCUCGCCGCAGCAACCCAGCUCCACGUCCCCAAACUCCACAACGCAGACGCCAUCGUCGCGACCUUUGUCACAAUCAUCCUCCUCGGCGCCGGCUUCGGCGGCCUCUGGACCAUCCCCACCACCCGCAAAGUAGAAGACAUCGUCUGCCGGCAGUACUACGGCGUCCUCUACACCCAGGACGCCAUCGACGAGUCCAAGUGCAAGGAGGACGAGAUCCAGAGCGAGGUGGCCAUGAUCUUCGCCGUCUACAGCGCGCUGCAGGCGUCCAUUGGUGCCGUGUCCGCGUUUCCGUGGGGGAUCGUGGCGGACCGGCUGGGGAGGAAGCAGGUUUUUUCGUUGGCGGUGCUGGGCCAGAUGCUGGAUCAGGCGUGGUUUCUCGUCGUGUGUGCGUUUCCCAAGGUGAUUCCGCUCAAGGCUUUGUGGGUUGGGCCGUCGAUGUUGCUCGUUGGCGGGGGCAACGCCGUGUUAUCUGCCGUCGUCUUCUCGAUGCUCUCUGAUGUUACGACCUCGGAAAAUAGAGCCAAGAAGUUCAUGGCCGUCCACCUGGCCUCCAUGAUAGGAAACCUCUGCGCUCCCGCCAUCGCAGGCUGGAUGAUGGAACGAACCGGCCCUUGGCCCGUAAUGUGGCUCGCCUACGCCGGCUUCGCGACCCUCCUCUUCACAAUCCACCUCGUCCCGGAAACCAAACCUCCCGCCGCCAAAGUCUCCUCAGACCCCAUCGCCGACUCCCCCGAAGCAGACUUCCCCGUCAUCGGCACAAUCCAACACACCUUGGCCCGCCUCAAAGAAUCCAUCGCCCUCCUCAAGAACCCCUCCCUCGUAAUCCUCAUGGUCGCCACCCUAAGCUCCUACCCAGUCGUUAUGUCAACCUACCAAUUCAUGACAAUCUUCGCCUCGAAGCGGUACCACGUCUCCCUCUCCCAAACAGGCUACCUCUCCUCCCUCUACGGCUUCGGCGUCUUCCUCACCAUCGUCGCCGUCCUCCCCGCCCUCUCCAAGCUCCUCGCCUCCGCCAGAGCCCCGAAACCGCUACGCUACGCAGACGACCACGAGCGCGACCUCUUCCUAGGCCGCCUCUCCUCCGUCGCCCUCCUCCUCGGCGCGCUGACCAUGUCCGCGUCCCCGACCAUCGGCGCCUUCAUCGGCGGCCUGGCGAUCCUGGCGCUGGGUUCCGGGUGGGGGAGCUACGUGCGGAGCCUCUGCGCCGUGUACGUUGACGCGGCACACCGCACGCGGUUGUAUUCCAUCAUCUCGCUCGUCGAGACGGCGGGGCAGACGUACACGCAGCCUAUGCUUGCUGGCCUGUUUAGUCUGGGGAUGAAGCUUGGCGGGGCGUGGAUCGGGCUGCCGUAUCUCGGCGUCGCUGGGUUCUGCGUCGCUGCUUUGGGGUUGCUUCUCAUGGUUAGGCUUCCGCCUGCGGAGGGUAAGGGGGCGCAUGCGAUGGGGGAUGAUGGUGAAGAUGUUGGUGCGGGUGCUCAGUAA
Messenger RNA from Colletotrichum lupini, 1650 nucleotides. Its product is annotated as major facilitator superfamily transporter. Gene Ontology annotation, cellular component: membrane. The transcript has 2 exons. Gene Ontology annotation, biological process: transmembrane transport. Bases 1 to 1650 code for a protein of 549 amino acids. NCBI's taxonomy places the organism in Eukaryota, Fungi, Ascomycota, Sordariomycetes, Glomerellales, Glomerellaceae. The record is from RefSeq and is a predicted model, not a curated record. Gene Ontology annotation, molecular function: transmembrane transporter activity.